ACCGAACACGGCGUCGCCCGAGUUUCCCGGAUGCAGUUGGAGGAGCGGCGGCGGCGGUGGGCGCAGCGGGGGGAGGAGGCAGCGGCAGCGGCGGAGGAGUCUGAGCUCCUCAGUGUCUCAGAGUGUGCGGGGCCGAGCUGUGGCGUGUCCCCUUCCGCUGUGCGGAGCGGAGAUGGGCCCGUGAGCGCUGCUCCCAGCUGAGCUGCCUGAGCCGCCCCCUCCCUCCCUCCCCUUCCCUGUCCCGGUCGGUGGUGAGGCGGAGCGCUGCCUCCCCCUCCUCCCCCCUCGGCGCCUGUGGCCCGGCCGCGGCCGUCCCCUCCUGGUCCCCUCACAUUCACACACACAGGCCGGGCAUUGAUGGUAAUGUAUGCGAGGAAACAGCAGAGACUCAGUGAUGGCUGUCACGACCGCAGGGGGGACUCCCAGCCCUACCAGACUCUUAAAUACUCAUCAAAGAGUCACCCCAGUGGUGGUGAUCACCGUCAUGACAAGAUGCGAGACACCGCAGAUCCUUCACCACCAAAUAAAAUGUUGCGACGGUCUGAUAGCCCUGAAAACAAAUAUAGUGACAGCACAGGGCACAGUAAAGCAAAAAGUGUGCAUACUCACAGAGUUAGAGAGAGGGAUGGAGGGACCAGUUACUCUCCACAAGAAAAUUCACAUAACCACAGUGCUCUUCAUAGUUCAAAUUCACAUUCUUCUAAUCCAAGCAAUAAUCCAAGUAAAACUUCAGAUGCAUCCUAUGAUUCUGCGGAUGACUGGUCUGAGCACAUCAGCUCUUCUGGGAAAAAAUACUACUAUAACUGCCGAACAGAAGUUUCACAAUGGGAAAAACCAAAAGAGUGGCUUGAAAGAGAGCAGAGACAAAAAGAAGCAAGCAAAAUAUCAGUUAACAGUUUCCCAAAAGAUAGGGACUACAGAAGAGAGGUGAUGCAGGCAACAGCUGCCAGCGGGUUCACCAGUGGAAUGGAAGACAAGCAUUCCAGUGAUGCCAGUAGUAUACUCCCUCAGAAUAUUUUGUCUCAGACAAGCAGACACAAUGACAGAGACUACAGACUGCCAAGAGCAGAGACUCAUAGUAGUUCUACUCCAGUACAACAUCCCAUCAAACCAGUGGUUCAUCCAACUGCUACCCCUAGCACUGUUCCUCCUACUCCAUUUUCUCUACAAUCUGAUCACCAGCCAAAGAAAUCCUUUGAUGCUAAUGGAGCAUCUACUUUAUCAAAACUGCCUACACCCACAUCUUCCAUCCCUUCACAGAAAACAGAGAGAAAAGAGUCUGCAUCUGUGGAUAAGUCUGUAUCCCAUUCUUGCACAACUCCUUCCACAUCUGCUUCUGGACUGAAUCCAACUUCUGCACCUGCUACUUCUACAGUCCCAGUCUCACCUGUCCCACAAUCACCAAUUCCUCCAUUACUUCAGGACCCAAAUCUCCUUCGACAACUGCUGCCUGCUCUUCAAGCCACCCUGCAGCUUAAUAAUUCUAGUGUAGAUAUAUCCAAAAUAAAUGAAGUUCUUACAGCAGCUGUAACACAAGCCUCUCUGCAGUCUAUACUCCAUAAGAUUCUUACUGCUGGACCAUCUGCUUUCAAUAUUACUUCUCUGAUUUCUCAAGCUGCACAAUUGUCUGCUCAAGCUCAGCCAUCUAAUCAGUCUCCAAUGUCUUUAACAUCGGAUGCCUCAUCACCAAGGUCAUAUGUUUCUCCAAGAAUAAGCACGCCUCAAACCAAUGCAGUUCCUUUGAAACCUUUGAUGAAUACACCCCCUGUAUCAUCACAGUCAAAGGUUACUACUCCAGGUGUUAAGCAAGGACCAGCUUCACAGUCAACACCUCAGCAGUCGGUAAUAGCUGACAAGCAGGCAGGUCAUGAGCCCGCCUCUCCUCGAAGUCUUCAGCGCUCGAGUAGUCAGAGAAGUCCAUCACCAGCUCCAAAUCAUACCUCCAGCACUAGUGCAUCAAAUUCAGCGACUGCACCACAGAAUGCGUCUGUUCGGCCUACAUGUUCAUUAACACCUACACUAGCAGCACACUUCAAUGAAAAUCUUAUAAAACAUGUUCAAGGCUGGCCUGCAGAUCAUGCAGAAAAGCAGGCAUCGAGAUUACGUGAAGAAGCCCAUAAUAUGGGAAGUGUUCAUAUGUCAGAAAUUUGUACUGAAUUAAAAAAUUUAAGAUCUUUAGUUCGAGUAUGUGAAAUUCAAGCUACGUUGCGUGAGCAAAGGAUACUAUUUUUGAGGCAACAAAUUAAAGAACUUGAAAAGCUAAAGAAUCAGAAUUCCUUCAUGGUGUGAAAAGUUGUGAAUAAUUGCACAUGGUUUUGAGUACAGGAACUGUAAAACUGAUUGCCCAGUCUUAACAUUUUUGAGCUGCAUUUGAGUAGACUUUGGACCGUUGAGCUGGGCAAAAGAGAUGACAAGGGGAAGGGGACAGGAGGGAGUCAAUUCAAGGGGAAAGAUACAAGAAUGACUUAAGAAACCCUUGAAAUGUAGAUUUCUUGUAGAUGUAUUCUUCACGUUGUAAAUAUGUUUUGUAGAGUGAAGCCAUGGGAAAGCCAUGUGUAUCAGAGCUUAGACAUCCAAAACUAAUCAAUGCUGAGGUGGCUAAAUACCUAGCCUUUUACAUGUAAACCUGUCUGCAAAAUUAGCUUUCUUUUUUAGUUAAUUUAUCAUUCAGAAAUCUUGCAUUUCCUAAAAUUCAAUGUGAGCGCCAGGCGAUCUGUAUGUAAGGCUGCAACAAUUUGGAACAGUUUGGGUAAUGUACAAAAUAUCAUGAAACAACUGUUUCCACACUUGCACCGAAUCAAGAGCAGUGCUUCUCCAUUUCUGUUUUACAGAGAAACAUUUUUCAUUUUCAGUGUUCCAUUUCCCACCCACCUGAAACCUUAAAUCUGAUUUUACCAGUUUUUUUUAAUGCUUCUAAUUUUCUCCUUUUAAGGCACUGUUGCUAUGGCACUUUUUCUAUAAUCUUUUCAUUCCUGUGUACAGUAGUUUAAAAUUGCAGUGAUUGAACAUAAUCCACUGUUUGUAUAAAUUAUUGAAACGUAUUUCCAUUUGCACCCUGUAAGAAUGGUCUUAUAGUACUGCUGGGCAUGUGUGCUGAAAGUACAUUACUUGCUCAAAUAUAAGGAAAUAGCCCAAUGAACAUGUUAACAUGGUUGUGGGAGGGGAAAGAGGAAAAAGGUAGUCAGAUGUGAAUUGUAUUUGUUGUAAUAAACAUGUUAAAACAACGAAAUACUGGUUUUCAUUUCCUUUGGUCAAUGCAUAUUAGAAUUUGGUCUAUUUGGAGAUUCUUUAUCCGAACUAUUCUUGUUAAACAUUUUUGUACUUAAUUGAAAUAAUUUCUCAAGGGAGGUUUUGUUUAAAAGUUGUAAACAAGAAAUUGUGUAUAAAAUAUUUAAUUAAAUAUGAAAUUCAACAAGGAUGAUUAAGAUACCUCCCCAACAGUUGUCAUAUGUUAACUCCUGGUUUACCUGUCUUGCUAUUAUGACAUUUCAUUUCAAAGGAUGUUUGUGUUGUAGCUAACUGUUCAAGUCUGGUGCUGACUGCUGUUCUUAGCCAUCACAAAACGCUGAAUUUGUGUAAUUGGAGCAACCCACUGUUUGAAAAUGGUGGAAAAGCUCAGCUUUGUAUAUUGUUUCCUAAAGUAUAUUAAAAAUAAAAAAAGAAACUAUUGCUACUA
Pelodiscus sinensis (Chinese soft-shelled turtle) is the source of this 3676-nucleotide messenger RNA. It is a transcript of the gene WAC, whose product is annotated as WW domain containing adaptor with coiled-coil. Gene Ontology annotation, cellular component: nucleus. Gene Ontology annotation, molecular function: RNA polymerase II complex binding; chromatin binding. Lineage: Eukaryota; Metazoa; Chordata; Testudines; Trionychidae. The record is from RefSeq and is a predicted model, not a curated record. Gene Ontology annotation, biological process: regulation of autophagy; positive regulation of TORC1 signaling.